Strongylocentrotus purpuratus (purple sea urchin) is the source of this 5328-nucleotide messenger RNA. RefSeq names its product TPR repeat-containing protein DDB_G0287407. The coding region runs from base 117 to 3371 and encodes 1084 amino acids. Lineage: Eukaryota; Metazoa; Echinodermata; Echinoidea; Camarodonta; Strongylocentrotidae. The transcript has 17 exons. The record is from RefSeq and is a predicted model, not a curated record. Gene Ontology annotation, cellular component: Cul4-RING E3 ubiquitin ligase complex.
UUUGUUUACAAAAGCGUAUGAAGGGGAGGUGUCGUGUAAAUUAUCCGGAAUCCAGACGAUUAUUUCUGGCUUAAAUAAUCUUAAAAUACGACCUACUUUCAGUUUCCACCGAGACAAUGGGAACAGGUCGGUCCCGCCCACACUCUCGAUCCCAGCUUGCUGGGAAUGAAACCAGCAACAUUGAUAAUUGCGGAUCAUACCGAGGCCGAGGUACAGACCUGAACAGAUCAGAGUCCGGCAGCAUGGAUGAGCAACUAGAAUACAAGGAGAAAGGCAGCAUGGAGUCAGAGAGGAAGGGUGAGACUGAGAGAGAGAAAAGGGAGAGUACGUACAGCGGAACUGCACUGGAAAGUGGAAAGGCUGUGGUAGGAGAGGACAAUAUGUCGGAGGAGAGCAGAGUUGUAGGGGAGGGCGAUAAGUCGGAGGAAUACAGAGUUCCAGGGACGGGACACAGUUCCUUGGACGCAGAAAGGACCCUUGAAGAUGCCUCAAAGGCACAUGAACCCAAGGAUGAUGCAGUAGGACCAAGGGGAGAUGCAGGAGAGACCAGACAUGAGAAUGAUGAUAUCGGAAUAGAAGAAGAAAAGAAUGAUGAUGAAAUGGAUUCGAAGGUGGAGGCUAGUGAGAAAGAGGCAAGUACUCCGGAAGAGAAGGAAAAGGACGAAGAUUUAUUCUCUAGAGAGAAAGAGGAUUCUGAAAUUAAGGAGAGGGAUAAUAAUGCCCCUGCCAAGCAGACUGGUGGAAUGAGUCAUGGCGCAAAGGUCUCUCAUGGUGCAAGCACUCAGCCUCCAACAAAAGCUAUCUGUGACCCUGCCAAAUUUCCAUGGCCCACCAAUGCGACCACCAUCAGCGAGGUGGUCGAUGAUGUCUGGAGCGAGAUCGACGACCAGUGCCAGCUGUACCCGUUGUCUCACAUCAAUCUGACCCAGUCUCUGACCGGGUGGAAGGUCGUUCGGCUUUUCGUGUCGUCCACCUUUCACGACUUUCAGAACGAGAGAGAAAUUCUGGUGAAGAAGGUGUUUCCCGAGCUCAAAGAGUGGUGCGAGAAGCGACAUAUCCACUUUAUCGAGUGCGACUUGAGAUGGGGUGUGCCCCGGGACUCCACAACCAGGACGGUUCUCUGCACUUGUAUGGAGGAAAUCGACAGAUGCCACGAGGAUACGGAGGGAGAACCGUUCUUUCUUAACAUGCUCGGCGACAGAUACGGCUGGGUUCCUACCAAAGAUGACGUCCCCGAGGACAUUGCCAAGAAGUACGAGUGGGUCGGCAACAGCUCUAUCACCCACAUGGAGAUCCUGCACGGGGCCUACCGAUUCUGCAACCGCAAUGCCGCGUUUUUCCUGCGAGAGGUGGAGGAUAUGCCGGAUGACGUGAGGGCAAAGUUCGCCGACCCCACAGAUCUCGGCCUUCGACAGAUUGAUAGAUUGAGGAAGAAGUUGGCCUCAAGGUUUCCGGAUCAAGCACAAACUUACACCUGUCAAUAUGACCCAACAGAGACAAGCUCUAUUAAGCUUGUAGGAUUGGAGAAAUUUGGGCAGGGCGUCUUGGAUUACUUCAAGAUGGCCAUCGACCGGAAAUAUCCUAAAGAUGCUGCGGAGCUCACAGCAGAACAACAAGAGAAUGAUCGACAGACUCUGUUCCUAGGUCACAAGGGUCAGUUGAUCUACGGCAGGGAAAGGGAGGUCAAGUACUUACAGGACUAUGUGACUGGUGCAGGAGACUACUCCUCCCAAAGCUUGGCUGAGCAAUGGCAGGAAAGAUUCUAUCCCGAGAAAAGUGAAGAAGCAGGAGAGAAGAAGGAUGAAGAAGGAAGUGGUGAGAAGAAGAAGGAUCACGAUGAAAGUGAAACGAAGGAGAAGAAUUCCCAUUCUCCCGUUGCCGUGGUAGCCCAGUCCGGCCAGGGGAAGUCGUCUUUGAUGGCAAGAUUCAUCGUAGAAGCUAAACAGGCUGGACUGAAUGUGUUCUUCCACCUUGUCGGGUGCAGUGGGGAAAGCCUCAGUCUGACUAAGAUGCUGGCUAGGUUGUGUCGCUAUUUGGCACCCUGUGAAGAUGAGAGAAUGUCUAACUUGAGGGAAAUGUCAACGGAGGAUGUUGUCAAGCUAAGUAGAACUCUUCUCAAGGAGUACACAGAGGAAGGCAAGCAGCUUCUCAUCGCCAUCGAUGACCUAACUCAGCUAGAACUCGAUGAUGCUAACUGGUCGGACUGGAUUCCCGAUGCCCUAGAGGGCAAGGUCUAUAUGGUCUUCAGUCUCGUCUUGGAGGAGUACAAAAUGAAGGACAUUCAAGCCAAGGUACCCUCCAUUCAGUUCCUGGAGCUCGGUCAUCUUGACCAUUGUGCUCGGGUGACCAUUGUGGAGAACUACUUUGCCCAGUAUAAUAAGAAACUUGACGCAGAGCAGUUGGACAUCUUGACACGGUCUCCAGGAGCCGAAAACGCCCUCUGGCUGGCACUAGCCUGUGAGGAACUGAGGGUCUUUGGAGCAUUUGAAGCAUUGACAGCACUGGUCAGGGAUCUACCUGACAACCUGGAGGGAUUGGUGUGUGACAUCCUGCAUAGAUUGACCACGGAAGAUGAGACAGGGCUAGUGGAGAAGACUCUUUGCUACCUGGAGUGCUGCAUGAAAGGGUUGACAGAACAGGAGCUAGAGUGUCUCCUAGGGGACAUGGACACCAAGACGCCCAUCCCUAAGCUUCACCUGGCAAUGGUUCGGAGGACACUCAAGCCAUUCCUCAGGAAGAUCAGCGGUAUGUGCAAGGUGGAAUGCAUCACAUUCUUCCAUCAUGCCAUUGGAUUGGUUGUGAGGCAGAAGUGGCUGGCUGAUGCCGAUGAGCUGUCAAAGUACCACCUCUUCAUGGCAGACUACUACCUGAAUUGGUAUGAGCACAGCGAGGGCGUGGCAGCCAGGAAUGGUGCCUUCCAUCUUAGCAAGUCCAACGACAAGGGCCGCUUAGUGACCUUCCUCACCAAGGACAGACGCAGUCGAUUCCUAGGACCGGCCCUGAAAUCAUCUCACCUCAAGGCUUGCCGCUGUCGCACGAUGAUCAACGCGAAAGGACCCUUCCACACCCAACUCUUUCUCUGCGAUUUCUGUGGUCCGCAGCGUAAUGCCUAUGGCAACGAAGCCUGGUCCAACGCAGAGAGCUGUAUGCUGUGCGGCCAAUUUGUGCCACUGAUGUUCAGGAAAGAGAGCAAUAAAGCUUACAGAUGUCAGCGGCAUCCGAUGAAACGUCCUCACCUACCAAACGCCAAGACAUGCAUGCUGUGCAGUCGCAGCAUCAUGAAGGAAAAGGAGAAGCCAGUCUUCCUCUGCCAGUUCUGUCAAAUGGGUGGCUUUCCCACAUGCUGCAACCUGAAUACAGACAGGAUAUAAUGACAUCAAUGUCUUGGACCGUAUCUGGACACCAACCGCCUAGACAUCAACCCUAGAGGGUGGUUGCCCUAGGGGGUAGUUGUCCUAGGGGUCGUUAUCAGGGGGACGGAUGUCCAGGAUGUAGGUGUCUUAGUACUGUCUUGGACACCUAUCAUGAAGAGCCAGGAAAAGCCUGCCUUUCUCUCCCGGUUCUGUCAACUGGGAGGGUUCCCCACAUGCUGCAACCUGAAUACAGACAGGAGAUAAUGACACCAAUGUCUUGGACACCUAUCAUAAAGUGAUGGGAGAGGAAAAGCCUGCCUUUCUCUGCCGAUUCUGCUUAACUCAUAUCCUGCCAUAAGGCUGCGUGCACGCUACCGUUAUAGUGCUUUGUACACGCGAGCACGCUAUCGAUUGGCUGCUUAAAUCACGCGAGCAAGCCACAGCUUAGCUGCUUUAUGUAUGCAUGCUCGCAUUUGUAAUAGCAGUUAUUUUUCAUGCUCAUUGUACUGUGCUGAGUGCUUUGCACACACUAUUGAUCACAUCAUCAGAUUAUCUCAAAAUAAACUUGGCACAGGGGGAAUUUGUGGCUUGGCAUAAUGGGGAUUAGCCCUAUGGCACUGGGCUGUAUUCAUUAUGGCAGGAUAAGCGUUAAUGGGAGGGUUCCCCACAUGCAGCAACCUGAAUACAUACAGGAGAUAAUGACACCAAUGUCUUGGACACCUACCGUAAAGUGACGGGAGAAACAGCCUACGCCUGCCAGUUCUUUCAAAUGGGUGGCUUUCCUACAUGCAGCAACCCGUUUAUAGACAGGAUAUAAUGACACCAAUGUCCUCUCAAAUCGUCAACAUCCUAUUGUACUAUCGUUAAGGGACAAGAGAAACAGCCUACCUCUACCAGUUCUGCCAUUUGUGUUGGUUCUCUACGUUCUGCAACCUCAAUACAGACAGGAGAUUAUAAUGACACAAAUGUCUUUAAAUAGGGAACAUCGUCAUCCUUUUGAACCAUCAUAAAGGGACAAGGUAGACCAGCCUACCUUUGCCAGUGUUGCUGAAUGUUAGACCUCUCAAGGUGGGAUAAUGACACCAUCAUCCUGUAGAUGCUCUUGCACUUUUCAUCCCUUGGUUAAGGUGAUGGACCCCAACAGUUCUGCACUAGUUUGGCCAGGGGGGAUAAGACCUCCUUGCAAGGUCACUGACAGGUGGUUAUCUCAUCAAAUCAGCUCUCAAUUAACAUAAGAAAAAGAGGAUCAUGGGCGACCAACAGGCACUGAUUAGGCAUUGUUUGCUAUAUAGAGGGCGCAAGCAGCUCUAAGUAGUGCAGUUGGGCUUUAAGUGGAUAUGUGUGGAUGGGUGAAGUGAAGCAUUUGAACUGCAGUGUGACCAACGACAAAGUUCCAACAGUGACAUAAGCUUCGUUCCCAGUCAAGUUUGUAUUCCAACAGCUUCAUGAGGAAGUUGUCACAAUACCAGAGCAACUUCUGCACCACUUUUCAUCUUGUGGAUAUGGUGAUGGACCCGAACAGUUUAAUAGCUUUUCUGAGUGUUGCAUCUCUUAAGUGGACAUUUGUGGAUGGGUGAAGUGAAGCAUUUGAACUGCAGUGUGACAAACGUCAAAUUUCUGACAGUGACAUAAGCUUGUUUCCCAGUCAAGUUUUUAUUGCAACAGCUUCAUGAGGAAGUUGUCACAAUACCAGAGCAACUGCAGUGUGACCUACUACAAAGUUCUGAUAGUGACAUUAGCUUCGUUCCCAGUAAAGUUUGUAUUGCAACAGCUUCAUGAGGAAGUUGUCAGAAUUCCAGAGCAACUAACAAAGACAUAACACAGACAGUGACUAGGCUUGUUUCCCAAUCAAGUUUGUAUUGCAACAGUUUCAUGAAGAAGUUGUCAGAAUUACCAGAGCGCCUAACACAGACAAAGCUACCACAUUACAUUCCCUUUUUUGUAAGUAAACCAAAUUAAGAUGCAAGUAUUCACA